AAUCGCUGGACUGUUAGAUUACUGCAGGAUCCCGCUCUGCUCUCACAUUCCAGCAUCCUCACAUCUCUCAUUUAUACAAAUCACAACCCCACGCUUUCUGUUUUAUCGGUUAGUGCACGUUAGUGGUAGAAAUCAGACAGGAGAAGAUGCUGGCUUGUACCGAGAUGAUCACGAUGUGUCUGCAGUCGGCGAAGCGAGAUUAUCUGCGCUCAGAGCAAGAGCAGCUGCAGCGCAACCACGGACUCAACAUCUUCCACGACAUUUUCCGUCGUGCAGAUAAAAAUGAUGAUGGCAAGCUGUCCUUUGAGGAGUUUAAAACAUACUUUUCUGAUGGGAUUCUUACAACCGAAGAGCUUCAAGAGCUGUUCUACUCCAUUGAUGGACGACAGACAAACAACCUUGAUACAGACAAGCUAUCAGAUUAUUUCUCUCAUCAUCUUGGGGAAUAUCUCAAUGUCCUCUCAGCUUUAGAGAAGCUCAACGUGGCCAUUCUAAAAGCAAUGGACAAGACUAAAGAGGAAUACCAGGGUUCAUCUGUGCUGGGGCAGUUCGUGACACGUUUCAUGUUGAGGGAGACAUCCAGCCAGCUGCUGUCUCUUCAGAUGUCUCUGCAAUGUGCCAUGGAGGCCGUGGAGGAACAGAGUAGCCCUGCACCGGUUGAAGUUAAGGUUCCUGAGCACCUCAAUGUACAGAAAAAUACCAGGAAAUGUGGCCGCAAAGUGCAGAAAAACAUGUGUCUCUCUCCUACAGACCCAUACUCGGGCAUCCUUACUACAGGUGUUACUGUGGAUACGGAUGAUCACUGGUCUUCUCAAAUCAACAGACUGCAACAGCUCAUCGACAAACUGGAGUGCAAGAGUCCAAAGCUGGAGCCACUGAAAGAAGACCCGCUGGCCAGCUCAUAUAACUCAAACAUUUUGCUGGUGCAGAGGCAGAUGACAGUAACGGAGGACAACCUCGAGGAGUUCCAGAAGGCCCUCAAAAGCUAUGCUGACUCAACCACCAACCAGAGUGAUAACCUUCAUGUGUCUAUCCAGAAGCUUCCUGAGAAGAGUUGCUACAUAAUAUAUGAGUUCUGGCAAGAUCGAAUUUCCUGGAUGAGUUACCUGCAGUCUGAAGCGAGCAAGACUUUCCAACGGUGUGUCAUAGACUUCCUACAGGAUCCUGAACUUGUCUCCACCAUGUUCAUGCCUGCAUCCUGGUGGAUCAUGACAAACAAUUAACCUUGGAAAACUGCAGUCUUUGAAGAAUUUGAAUCUGAAAUGACCCUACGUGAACGUGUUUGUCUGAGUUAGAGGGCAGUGAACUAAUCUCCACACAUGACUAAAAUAAUAAACAUUGCGGCUUUGUACUUGUGUUCCUUUACAAUUCUGUCCGUGUGAAACUGAAAACAAUAUUCAGGCAUGGUUUUACUCUCUCUAGCAUGUAUGGAAAAUCAGUGAUUCAUGCGCAAGCUGGUGGCAUCGCUUUCCAAACAGAAAUGGAAGGAAUGAGAUAUACCACUGGCUUGGCCUACUGCAGAUAGAUGUUUAUCUCUUGGGUAUCAUAUAACAAUAAUAGCUAUGUACAAUUGCAUGCUUAUUAACUUUUAGUUAAAGACAUAGUAGUUGAACCAUCGUCCUUACUCGCUCAAGGUUUCUUCAAAAUAAAUGUGUAAUUGUGUAGAUAGAAUAGGCCCUAUGUGGAACCCCGCUGUUCUGCCUUGUGUUUCCUCAGUCAGUAUGUUAACAUUACAAAGUUUCAGCUAUUUAUGAAUCAUUUAAGUAUUUUAAUGAAAUGCUAUAUACAGUACACAAAGUGACAUUAAAGGUAUUUUUUCUAUUGUUUUAUGAAAAAGAACAACAAAAUCUGUAUAUGUUUAAUGCUUGUUAAGUUAUUAAUUAAUGUAUUUGUUUAUUAGAGGUUUAUGUCCAUUGUAUUUAAGCAUAUGAGAAGAAAUAAAACUGAAAGACAUCA
Molecule: messenger RNA, 1956 nt
Organism: Trichomycterus rosablanca
Lineage: Eukaryota; Metazoa; Chordata; Actinopteri; Siluriformes; Trichomycteridae
Gene: necab3
Product: N-terminal EF-hand calcium binding protein 3
Exons: 13
Coding region: 147-1223 (358 amino acids)
Biological process (GO): regulation of amyloid precursor protein biosynthetic process
Cellular component (GO): endoplasmic reticulum; Golgi cis cisterna; cytoplasm
Molecular function (GO): calcium ion binding
Source: RefSeq, a predicted model, not a curated record